AUGCAUGAUGAUCCUUAUCUCGAAACUGUUGAAUCUAAAAGAUACAGAGAUAUCAACGAUAUUAUGUUCUCGAAUAUUAAGGAUCAAGAAGCAAUUGAAGAUCGUAUUAUAAAAAAUGAGCACAUGAUCGACGUAGUAGUAAGUUGUUUAGAAAGCCACCAUGGUGGAAAACUUACAGUCGAUCAGCUCCGAAUAUAUGCAAGGAGUGUUUCCAAGAUAAUCAAUAAAAAAAUCGAUAGACUAGCUAAUAGAAAUAGAAUGGCUUUACUUUGUUGGUACUCUGAAAAUUGGAAUGAAAUUUACCCUCAUCUUAAUGAAUUCAUUCCUUCAAAUCCAGAAAAUCAAAAUUCUUCGGAUCAUGAACAAAAUUUCGAAACAGAUAGAGAAGUAGAUCCAUCUGAUCUACAUCAAUUGCUGAAUUACCAUUAG
Messenger RNA from Trichomonas vaginalis G3, 429 nucleotides. RefSeq lists its product as uncharacterized. The record is from RefSeq and is a predicted model, not a curated record. The transcript has a single exon. The coding region runs from base 1 to 429 and encodes 142 amino acids. NCBI's taxonomy places the organism in Eukaryota, Parabasalia, Trichomonadida, Trichomonadidae.